Messenger RNA from Electrophorus electricus (electric eel), 3376 nucleotides. It is a transcript of the gene stox1, whose product is annotated as storkhead box 1. The record is from RefSeq and is a predicted model, not a curated record. Gene Ontology annotation, biological process: regulation of transcription by RNA polymerase II. Lineage: Eukaryota; Metazoa; Chordata; Actinopteri; Gymnotiformes; Gymnotidae. Gene Ontology annotation, cellular component: nucleus; cytoplasm. Gene Ontology annotation, molecular function: RNA polymerase II transcription regulatory region sequence-specific DNA binding.
CGGAUGUACGAACACCUCAAUGUGACACGCUAAAACGCUUCUGGAAAACAAAAAACUGUGCGCAGUUGGUGGACGAAGUAUAAGAGGUCGUCGGUUUUGUUUUGCUGUUUUUUUUUACAUUAAGAUCAAUGUGCUGAAGAGAAACAACAGAGACGUGAUGUCACAACCGCAACGGGUGGUUCAACUGUCAGCGGCGUCGCUGGCUGUAGUGCUGUGUAAGGACGACGAAAGCUUAGGAGCUGGUGGAGGAAAAUGCAAUUCCACCAGUACGAACGGUCAAGAUAUUUUUAUGGAUUUUAAGUCCCAAAAUCUGCGUAGCUUCUGGAAUAAAAGACUUGUGAAAGCAGUGGCUGAAGUUUAUUUCCAGGGAUGGAUGGAGAAUUCAGUGCUACUUGUUCAAGGAAAUGGUAAUAAUUUGGCUGUAUUGAGGGAAGCAUGGAUGCGCCGGGCACUGAGGUCACCGAAAGGAUUCACGAUCAAAGCUGUGGGUGACUUGACCCCAGUGCAGAUGUCACCCAUCUCCCAGUCUCAGUUCAUCCCAUUGUCUGAGGUGUUAUGCUCUGUCAUAUCUGAUAUGAAUGCUUCUCACAUCAUGGUCAACCAAGAAGCACUGAUUAAUCACAUGACUAAAGUUCAUCCAGGAAUGACCAUUCCAACCCAAGACAUCCUCUACAAUGCCCUAGGAACACUCAUUAAAGAAAGAAAAAUCUACCACACCGGAGAGGGGUACUUCAUCGUCACUCCUCAGACAUAUUUCAUCACCAACAGCAUGCAAAAAGAGAAGAACUGGUGGACAAGUGAAAAUGAAUGUCCCUCUCCUCCUCCCAUCACCUACCUGGUAAGCAAUGAGAGCUGCAUGGAUGCCUCCACUGAAGUCCCCAUUAUGGCCCACUGCAAGUCCUGCAGUUGCUUCAUACCCCAGCCAACUGCUCCUCCAUCAGUCCAGGACCAGUCUAUUAGUAUAAGUGAAUGUACUGGAAAAAGCCUCAAGUGGCCAAAAGAUCACAAGCCUACUGUCCAGCAUCAGUCCACAUCUACGGCAGCAGACUACCAGGCCAGUGAGAUCAGCAAGUCCACAACCACUAGCCGUAAAGACAAAGAGAAAACUGGACGCAAGUUUGGUCUUAACUUGUUUCGUCGUAACACAGGGAAAAAGGAGAACAAGUUAAAGAAGGAAUAUGCCACUUUCUCUGGACAGUUCCCACCUGAGGAGUGGCCUGUCAGGGAUGAGGAUGAUCUUAAUAAUCUUCCUAGAGAUCUGGAGCAUGCCAUCAUUAAACGGAUCAACCCCGAACUCACUGUGGACAACCUGGUCCGCCAUACAGUCCUCAUGAAGAAACUAGAAGAGAAGGCAGAAAGAGUGACGAAAGCCCUAACUACUGACAAAGGCAUGUCCACAGAGGUCCUAAUUUCUAAGCAGAGGCACCAUUCAUCCAGGACUGCUGGCAAGAGAUCGGUCCCUAAAGCCAAUCGGAGCAAAAGAAGAGGUACCUCAUCCAAAGAGAAAAACAUACGGGCAAAAAAUAAGGAUGUCCCAUGUGGGGAUGAUUUGCACAGAGAUGCUCUCAGGCCUGAAAUAGUUCCAGAUGAACCUGACAAUCAUGAAGAUUGUGCUGAUUUAGAGGCAAAAUGUAUCUACAAGAAACGCAUAGAGAAUCCAUUUCAGUUGCUGCCAGGGAGGGACACAGUACCAGCCAUUAAUCACAAGGAACAAAGAAGGAGAGAAGUCAAAAUCUCUAGUCGACGAGAGCGAGCAGGUUACAGGUCAAAGUCCUGGGAUCCCCACCGUGCUAAAGGGCUUACUGAGGAGAUGGAGAAAUCCCACAUAUUAAUGGACAGAUCCUGUGAUCAACUUCAUGAAACAGAGCUAAGGGUGGACUCCAUUAUAGAUGCUAACCCCACUGAAGAGCUUUCUGGAGAUUACAGCUCCAUCUACCCUAAAAGCAGCACACUGAGGAUAGAAGACAAAGUCAAACUGAGGGACAAUAAAGUUAGAGGCAGAGAGUUCAGAGAUAGGAGAGGACAGGAAAUUAAAUACAAGGUUAUUCAAGAGAGAAAUUGUAAAGGUAUUUCUGAUCAAAAGCAUGUCAUGGGCCUCACUCCACAUCAGUAUGAAACAACAGAAUUACCUGUGUCAUGGCCCAAACCUAAACUUCAGCGUAGACUCUCUCUUCAUCUAGUGAACAGUAAGGAGGAAUCUGACCACUGUCCUGACCUACUGUCCACACACCAGCAAACUGGCAGCAUGGUAAGCAAACAACCAUUGGCAGACAAUGAGUGCAUGCGUAGAGACACCAGCCAUGCGGACAGUGAAGUGUAUACUGAUGAUGAGCACCACAUUUAUCAGAAUGUUGUGGAGGAGGAAGAGGAUGGCUGUAGUUCCCUGUGUCUGAAUGAGGAGUUUGUCAGUGAAGUUGUUCAUCCUGGUACAGCUCGUUGCCGAGAACCUGUCUGUCUUGAUGGGGACUGGGACAGCACUUUCAUGGAAAAUAAGCUGUCAACUCUUCCCCAAGAUCCUGAAUGCACUCAGAGACAGCACGAAUACAGGUGGCAGCCAACUGAUCAUCAGCAUACGAUGUCGCACUUGCUGACAGAUGCCAGCCCCGGUCAGAAGGCUCAGUGUUUGAAUGAAAGACCGCAUGAGCCCAGCCCAGGUCAUUGUGAGCCCACCAAAGCCCUGGACAGCAGCAUCUUUGAUUACUGUCAGACCAGUGAAAGGGAAUCAGAUGCUGAAACAGUUCUCAAGUCUGCAGAUGAAACAGAUGGCCAGUCCAAUCUUUGGAAUUGUCACUCACAAGGGAAGGACUACAAUCUGAGCCAGUCUCAAGCAUCUAAGGAUGCUGAUGACCAUCAGUGUACAAAUAUAAGUCAUGGUGACCAUACUGGAGUCUGUAUGGGAGAAGCAGCAGAGAAUCAAAGCAACACAGCAGACAGUGGAAUAGACUCGCCAAGAACACGCAUGAGUCUAACCUCAAGUAACUCAGCGAUACUGAAAGGAUUGACACGUCGUGGUCUCCUUCAGAACCUUGAAAAGCUCCAUUCCAAAAGCAAUGGCAUUCAUCCUCAGAGUUCCCUUCUCCAACUCACACCUGUCAUGAAUGUGUAAACGGCUGAAUGAAGAGUCACAACACUGCUUUGAGCUUGUUAGGUUGUCUAUGUAUAAAUGUAUAUAUUUAUCACUAUUAGAUGUAAAUAUCUUUCCACACAAUAUUAUACAGUACAUUCAGGUGACAUUUUGGGCUACCUGACUACUGAUAAAGGGAUUAUAUAUUUUUAUGUGCUAUUUUCAUACAAUCCUGUUUAUAAGGUGGAAUGGUUUAUAAUCCUAUUAUAUUGUUUUAUCAUUUAAAAGUAAAAUAUCACAAGUGUAAACAAA